This is a messenger RNA of Prunus avium (sweet cherry), 1692 nucleotides long. RefSeq names its product DNAJ heat shock family protein. NCBI's taxonomy places the organism in Eukaryota, Viridiplantae, Streptophyta, Magnoliopsida, Rosales, Rosaceae. Gene Ontology annotation, molecular function: protein-folding chaperone binding. The record is from RefSeq and is a predicted model, not a curated record. Gene Ontology annotation, cellular component: cytosol.
AACGCGGUCUCAACUCUUAACAAAACAUACAGUAAAACAAACAAGAUUGCAUCCUCAAGUCAUCAUCAUAUAUUAAAUACAAGAUCAACAAUUCUGAAGAAGACUAAUCUAAUCAUUUCUGAAAGAACCCAUUUCAUCAUUUGCUUCUUUCUUUCUGAGCCUCAGACAAUCUUUGACCAUCUUGAAUUGUGUGAUUUUGGCUUUAGAGAGAGAGAGAGAGAGAGAGAGGUGGAUGCUGAUCUGGGUUUUUUUCGAAGGUUGUAGCUUUGAAGAAUUGCAUCUGAUCUGAUAGUGAUUGAAGAUCAUCAAUCUUUGUUUUUUCUUUCUGGAGGUAUAGAAGAUGGGGGUGGAUUAUUAUAACGUAUUGAAGGUAAACAGAAAUGCUACAGAGGAUGAUCUAAAGAAGGCUUAUAGGAGGCUGGCCAUGAAAUGGCACCCUGACAAGAAUCCUAAUAACAAGAAAGAAGCAGAAGCCAAAUUCAAGCAGAUCUCCGAGGCAUAUGAGGUCUUGAGCGAUUCUCAGAAAAGAGCAAUUUACGAUCAGUAUGGCGAAGAAGGACUGAAAGAUAUGCCGCCUCCAGAAAGAUACGCAAAUGGAAAUGGAGGUGGAUCAAAAGGAUUUAAUCCUAGGAACGCAGAGGAUAUAUUUGCAGAAUUCUUUGGAAGUAGUCCUUUCGGAUUUGGGUCAACAGGACCUGGGAGGUCUAUGAGAUUCCAAUCUGAUGGAGGAGGGGGAAUGUUUGGCGGAUUUGGAGGAAACGAAAAUAUUUUUCGAUCAUAUAGUGAGGGUGUUACACCAAAGAAACCACCAGCAGUGGAGAGCAAAUUGCCUUGCAGCCUUGAGGAGCUGUAUACUGGAUCAACAAGGAAAAUGAAGAUCUCAAGGACUGUGGUUGAUGCAAAUGGACGUCAAGUGCCAGAACAAGAGAUAUUGACCAUUGAUGUGAAGCCAGGAUGGAAGAAGGGAACCAAGAUUACAUUUCCAGAUAAAGGUAAUGAGCAGCUUGGCCAGCUGCCAGCAGACCUUGUUUUUGUGAUUGAUGAGAAGCCCCAUGACACAUACAAGAGAGACGGCAAUGACCUCGUUGUGAACCACAAAGUGACAUUAGCGGAGGCAUUGGGUGGAACCACGGUGCAUCUCACUACGCUCGAUGGUCGUGAUCUAUCCAUCCCGGUGACUGACAUUGUGAGCCCGGGCUACGAACUUGUUGUUGCCAGGGAGGGCAUGCCAAUACCAAAAGAGCCUCGUAACCGGGGUGAUUUGAAGAUCAAAUUUGAGGUGAGGUUCCCUACAAGAUUAACCCCAGAGCAAAGAGCUGGACUUAAACGAACUUUGGCCGGUUGAAGAGUAUGUCAUGACCUUUUCCAUUGUAAAUUGGCCAACAGUUGGGGUAGCUUUGAAGUCACAUACAUACAAGUCAAAGCUGCAUUUGUUUAGUUUGUAGGCUGUGCUUUCUCUGCACUGGGAUGAAUGCCGGCAUUUUAAACAAGUGAUGUGCCAAAUUACCUAUUGUUUGAUAUACAUUCAUUAUUUUUUGUAUAUUUUGUUGUCAGCAAUCAGUGUUAGGUUCAUGUAUUGUGUCAUUGCUUGUAUCCUUUUAACUUUUCUUUGGCUAUAUCCUUAACUGUUCUGUAUUUUUUACAAUAUAGUUUCCUACAAGGCGGAUGCACUGAGUCAGUCCCAACCAUUAA